AAGUUGUCCGUAGUAGCUAUAUACAGACUGUGCUCUAAAUAGGCCUCUGAACCAUUUUCUUUUUGUUAUGCUGUUGAGAAGGACUUGUUUUGUUUGAUUUAUUUUCCGGACUUAUGUUUGGAUUGAGAAUUUUUCACAGACCUAAGUUCUGUAUUGAUAUUAUUUUAAAUAAAUAUAAAAAAAAUAAAAAAAUAAAAAGAAAGACGAAGAAGAGGCGGAGGAGGAGGAGACGGAAGUGACGUCACAGUUUACACCAGUAGCACGUACCCGGCUUGAACAGACAGGUAAACUCAUUUCUCACCUGCUCACAGUAGGAUAAAGUCAAUGAAAUAUGGACACAGCAUAGUAUUGAACAGUUUAGUGUCGAAGGAAAUGAAUUGUCAGAACUGUAAUUUCUGCAUUGCUACGGAGUUUAAGCUAACGGUAUGCUAACAUAAGACGUUAUGAAUGAGACGCGUUGCUAAGGUGACCAGCCAUCCAAAAGUUCAGUUUGAGGUUGCGCCACAGUCAGCCCGUCUUGCUGUGUAAAGCGUUUGAUACGACGACGGGAGUGAGCGUGGUUCUGUACUGACAAAGCACCAAAACACGUCCUCCUUAUACUGUAAAGCUACUUUCAGGCUAAGUGAUGAGGCCCUGUGGGUUCCUACCAGGAAGGACCUGAUGUCUAGGUCUUCUGUAAUGUAUAGAAGUAGUGCAGAACUUUUUGGUGUUGUCAUAUGUUACACUUUGCGUAACGCUGGAUUCACAGACUGAUUUCUCCUUUAAGCCAUGACAACCGACUCGUCCCUCCUUAACUCUGAGCUGGAGUUACAGCAGCAAGAGGAGCUGUACCAACAGCUGCUGCUGCAGGUAAGACUUACUUACAGUGGAUUCAUUUUAUGUGGGUAUACAUACAUUUGCGCUCAACAGCAUUCACUGUGACAAUAAAUGAAGACUGCCGGGAAAAAAGCAUGAAUAUGUUAGGUGUGCUCAUAUAAACUUGUGAUGAAGAAAGUUUAUAUGAGCACACCUAACAUAUUCAUGCUUUUUCCCCUCCAGUCUUCAUUUAUUGUCACAGCUGUAUUGACACAGCCAUUACAGCAGUGGAGUUUUGAGAAUGACACAAAUAUGACUUUUCACAAAGUCUGCUGCUUCAGUUUUUUAUGAUGGCAAUAUGCAUAUACUCCAGAAUGUUAUGAGGAGUGAUCCGAUGAAAUGCAAUUAAUUGCAAAGUUCCUCUUUGCCUUGAAAAUAAACUUAAAGGUGGGGUAGGCAGGAAUCCAUUAAAGAAGCAUCUUUUUUCAUGGUGUAUAUACAAAAAAGCUUUUAAUAUCAGCCAAUAGUCAUUAGUUAUUGAUGACAUUUGGUAAUAUAACAAUAUUGCUGUGUUUUGUUAUGUCUGUGUAGUCAACAUUUUGAAAUUUGAGCGGCUCACUCUUUCUGACUGUAAACAAAGCCAUUCCACGCCUCCCCCAUCCUGAUUGGCUGUGAGGCAGACGCUGCUCCCCUGUGUUGUUCUGUAGCCCAAGUAAAGUUAGCGUGCUACAAUAACCGAAAUAGCCGAAACCCUAAUCCAUGCUUUCAUAACAUCCAGACUAGAUUAUUGCAACUUCAUCUUAUACGGCUCAUUAUCCAAAGUCCUCAAUAAACUCCAAUACAUUCAAAACUCUGCUGCCCGCCUGCUCACCCGCACCAACUCCCGAGAACACAUCAAUCUGCACUGGCUCCCCAUCCCAAACCGCAUACAGUUCAAAAUCCUCCUGCUCACCCACAAAUCACUCAGCAACCUGCCCCCCAUCUACCUCACAGACCUGCUCCACCACUGCAACUGUUUUUUUUUUUCAUUUUAUUUUCUUCUUUUUCUUUGUAAGGCGUCUUUGAGCACCUGCAAAAGCACGUUAGAUAUAAAAUGUAUUAUUAUUAUUAUUGUGAAAUGUUUGUAAUUAUACUUUAGUAUAACAUAGAAACAUCUGACAAAAAGAUCUAAAAACACUGAAGCAGCAGACUUUGUGAAAAUUAAUCAGUUUUCCUUUUAAAAAUUGGAUUUUAUAUCAAUGGUUGAAACCUGUAUUAUAGACGGUGUAAAGUUAUUUCAAAUGGUGGAUAAGUGAAGCUAAAGCAUUAACACUGCUUGAUAAAUCCACCUCUUUUCAUUGUGCUAAGACCCCAUGCUUUUCUAAUAACUGUAUUUAGCUUGCUGAUAAGUUGAUCCCAUGUAUCAAAACCACAUGGAUCUGCAAACUGUUACUAAGCCUGAAAAAAACUGUUGUUCCUUGAUCCAGACAAUGGGAAAAAUGCAGACUGAAAAUCCAGACUCCAAAGUCAUUCGGCCACUUCCUGGUAAGUGUCUAACAAGCACAUUUGGAACCAGUUCCUUCUUGUGUUGAAUUUAUUUCAUGUAUCUCUUACCUUACAUGUGUUUUUGAUUUUUCUUCUUCACCCUCCCUUCCUUCUCUCCCUCCUCAUAGGCAUGUGUGUAAAGACCAUCUCAGAGCCAGGCAAACAGAAGAUCUUUGUCAACAUCUGUCAGUCACAUUCAGUCCCACAGCCACCAGAACUAACAAGAGAAGAGCUUGUGGAGCUGCUACAGUCUGAAGAUCCUAGUGGUUACAGAGUUCCCAUGAGCCUUGGCGAGCCACACACUGAAAUAGACAACAGUAAGUGACCGCGGGCCUGUUGAGAUUUUUAUGUUUUUUUCAGCAUGAUGACACAAAUGAAUAACUUUUAUGUACUCCUUUAUUUCCAUUGAUCAUCCUAGCUUUACAGACUAAUGCUGUGUAAAGAUUUACCUUAAAUGACUUAAAAAGAUGACUGCAACACAUCCUAGUUGUGGUGCACAACCCCAAAAAUUUAUGCGACACAGACCUAAGUGCAAUGUCCACCUCAGCAGGGGUCGUAUUGAGGCAGAGGGGAAGUGACACUCAGCACAGCUGCAUGUAGUAUUUAUAAUUAUGCUCAUAACGCAGCAGAUCGCAUCUGAAAAUGUCAGGCUACACAGCAAGUGUAUGUCCAGCCCUGUGAGAUACUAACAAAAAGGCAAAGUGCUCCAUCUAAAUGACAAGAAAAUUACAAACAGCCUGUUGCAACAUACAGUUGAAACCAGAAGUUUACAUAUCAUAUGGCCGACAUAUCACACAAAAAAUGUAAACAUGAUAGGAAUGAACAAAUGAAUGAAUUCAUCUUGGAAAUGAAUGAGACAUGUCUGGUGCAUGUUAAAAGCGCAUGUUGAACAGUGCUAUUUCAGGGUGAUAAUGGCAUCGAAGAUUUUUUACACACUAUACUUCUGCCAGCAUUCCUUCUGUACUUUUGCAGCGGCGACGGUGUUGCUUUUGAGGUUUAUGAUAGAUUUGAAUUCUCAAACUGUCAUUGGAAAGGUUUCUGUUCAGACUUGUUGGUUCGAUUACCCCAUCAUUACAAUACACUUUUGGCUCAGGUCAUGAUAGCGGCAGGUUAUAAAGUUAUGUGUGGGCGCAUUCUGCUGAUGUCAAACUAAUCUUUAGGAAUGACAUUUAGACAAUGCCAACUCUGGUUUUUUUUCUUCCUUUUUUAAUCUCCUCAGAGAUUAUUUAUGACAGACAUUGUGUAUCCAUCAAUUAGACAGACGGUUGAGAUCAAAUACUUCAAGUGGCCUCGAGAAGAGCCUUGUGACACCUGUUUUUCCUAAAGUCAAGUCGUGGGUGGAUGAAUAAGACUUUGGUUGUACAAGAGGAAAAAUUCCUAAAUAAAUUAAUGUCACAUGUGAAUGUUGGAUCUCUUUUUUUAAACUACAUAAAGCAGAACUACAUUUCAGCCAAUUUUAUGGUAUUCUUUGUUAUUAUAUUUGAUUAUCAAAUUCUGUGACUGCAUCCAUUUUUCUGCCUCAUUGAAAUCAAUCAGCUCACCAAAGCUGAAGCUGUAACUCUUAAAACAUCAGAGUACAUUUCUGGAUGAGAAGUGGUGCAUUCAUCAAAGCACUGUUGGAUCAUUCAGGACCAUGUGCUCAUUUUCUGAAGCUCUUGGCAAACAGGAAAUGCUUCUCAAUCACAGCCAGAUCUCAUCUGUGAAGCCAUAGAUCUCAAGCAGAGGAAGCCUUCUUCCUGUAGUUCCCAGAUUUAUAGAUACUGAGAGUGACAUUUUAGAUUCAUGCUCAAUUUGAUUACUGACCACACUCUGAUUUAAAGUGCUGGACUUUCACUCGUUCUCUGGUCUUUGUUCCAACAUUUGACUCUCCUUAACAGCUGUGGGGAUGAUAGCCAGGAAGUAUUUAGCCCAGAGAUAGAAAUCUCUUUGACCCAGGUCCCAGUUUUGUCUUGAUAGUCCUCGUGACUCUAGAGCCUGCCCUACUUCACUAGUGACACUUUGAAAACUUCAAAUACAGUACAGAAAAAUACAGAAAACUUAAAAAUACAAUAUUUUUAAUAAUUGUCAACAUUAUUAUUAUUAUUGUUAUUGUUAUUGUUAUUAUCAUUAUUAUUAUUGUUGUUGUUGUUGUUAUUAUUAUUAUCAUUAUUACUGUUAUUGUUAUUAUUAGUAUUUUUGUUGUUGUUGUUGUUGUUGUUGUUGUUGUUGUUGUUGUUGUUAUUAUUAUUAUUAUUAUUAAUUGUCGUGUUAGCAGUAGCAGUAUCUUUUUUUGUAAGUAUAUAUUUUCUUUUUUAGGCUCUCAAGGUUGCACAGCGUAUGAUGUUGUCAUCAACCAAGACUUCUUCCAGAAAUGCCAGGUAUGUGUGUGAGAGAGAGAGAGAGAGAGGGAGCUGGAGAGACAGAGGGGUUUAGGUUUGAUUGCAUAUUUGCAUCAUUACAGGGUUAGUUGUUAUUUGCAUUCUCGCCUCAACUCAACAAGGCCCUUACACUCAUCCAUUGUCCGGUUUUAUAGAAAGUCAGUCCAUGGUUCCAUGCCUUUCUUUAGUUAGUAUCUAGUAUGAGCCUAACUCUUGGCAAAAGCAGUUUUACCACUUUGGUUGCCAUGAUCUAGAAACUCAUUUGAAGAAGUAUUAUUAAUUAGAGAGAGUCUCAGUUUGGUCUAACUGCAGAAUUUUGUUGGUUGAUGUGUCUCUGCUGAUAGUGAAGUAGUACGGCAAGCUUAACAGUCAUAACAACAGUAACAGUCAACAGUAACUUGGCAAACUAUUUGAAGGAAUAAAGAGAUUGUUUGUCUAAAAUUGCGUACUAAAUAUCAACUGUAAAAAAGCUGUUGUCUUUUCUGGAUUCACUGAAGAAAUAAUAUAAAAUUUACUGUUUUUAGUUGUGUCCCUUUGAUCAAGCUGUUCAGCUCUUUUUCAAUUGUCUCUUAACCUAUAGGGGGGUUUUAGAUUUUGUACUGAUACUGUAUUAAGGUUAUCUUCCUUUGAUAAAAAUGCUGUUUAGAACAAACUGAAGUCUCCACCUUUACUUAUUUAACUCUAUAAGUGUGUGUUUGUGUGUUGCAGAAGGAUCCGCUCUUCCAGCAGUUUGUUAUUCUAGUGUCUUUAGAGGGUCUGGAGAACAAAUACAACCUGGAGCUAAGUAGAGGUUGGUGUUAGUCUGUUUUUUUAGUGCUCCUUAUCGGUUUUAUAAUUAUUUAACAUGUUUGAUGUGUUUCUGCAGACUGGAAGGUGCUGAAAAACAGGAAGUUUUUGGGUUCGAUUAAUGAACAAAAUAUCCGGACUAAGAGCAAACCGGUGAUCCAGGAGCUGCAGCCUCAGUAUGUUACUCUGUCUCUGUUUGAGCUUUGAAUAAGAUGAAACAUGUGUAGCUCCUGGGUGUUAACAGGAAUUGGAAGAACACUGAGUCAAUGAAUUUGAUUAAAUGUUACAGUCAGGGAAUGAAAACUCAGGGCUUUGUUGUAUUUGAAUCUAUAAGUUUGUUUUCUCUCCCCCACUCUCUCUGUCCUGUUACAGGGAAAGCUCCACUGCCACAGCCAAAAGGUAAAGCUCAUACGUUUCUCACUUUUUCUUUGGUUCUCUCUGUUUAAUCUGUUUAUAAGCUCCACUUUUUCCUCCAGUAAGUUUUAGUUAUUCUAAACUCAUUUCCUCUUCUUCAUAUUAUCAGUCACUCAUUCACUAUUUUUACUCUCUCCAGACCAGAGUUCACUUUGCUUGUGGAGCCUCCCACCGGUGAUCCUGAGUACCUCAUUGCAGAGAUAAAGCUACCAGGGGUGGUAAGACAUACAGUCAACAUAACCUAUUUUGGAAAUAAGAUUCAGGACUGCUUAACUGUGUACUCUAAGUCUGUGGAGUAACAGGUCUGCACUGUCAUCAGUUAGAGUAAGUUUACUCUUGAGCAGCUACAGCCAGACGUGCUGGAAGGAGGAAACAUCCUGCUAUUCUCCAGGCGCAAAUAUUUUUGUCCUCUUAUAGUGAAACUCACCUCGAGGUCUUUGUUAAAAAAAGAAAAAAAAAGGAUAAAAAAGAUGUGACCCUUUUUGAAGAUCUGAGCUUUGAAAUGAGCCCAAAGCUACUUGAGUGAUAUCCUAACAUCCUUAUCUAUAUCUGACUUAAAAUGAGAAGCAUAUCUCCUUAACGGUUUUAAUAGGUGCAGGAUAGGGGAGCUUGACAAGGAUAUUUACAAUUAUGAUAUUAAUUAUGUUAAUUUCACUCAUAUAGCAUUUUCCAAAACAAGUUACUAAGUGCUCAAUAAGAUUCAGAACAAGCUAGGCUUCAGUUAUAGUUAUAAAAAGGUGGUAUACUAGUAAGUAAAAACAGAUAAGGAAUAAUCAAGAUCCAGUUAUGUGAUAUAACAACAAAUACAUGGAGGCCAAGGCCAAGAAAAAGCUAUACAUGGAGGGAGGCUUUAAGAAAUCCGAAACUCUCCUCUAUCACCUGGCUUUUUUUUUGACUGUUGGCUUUUUUAUUGGUUAAAUUGUAAAUUAAAGAAGCAAUCCCCGUGUUUUAUAGACUGUCAAAGGCCAAAUGUAAACAAGAGUGAGCGGUCUCAAGCAACGAUACAUUUUAGUAUUUUAUCUGGGAACUAUUCGCAGGAUUAUGGAUACGUCGCUCUCCGCUGCCCCUGCUGGCCGCCCCCUCUCUGUGCAGAACUGUUUUGCUGACUUUUGUAUGCAAAAUCUGGCCCACAAAGUUUGAGCUCAACCUCAGUUAUGUUUAUACAAAGAGACUCUGACUUCUGAAGUUGUCUCUGUGUUUUCUCUGGAUCUGAUAUUAUGAAACCACAGCUGUUUGAUCAGCACCUGACAUUAUAUUUUCUUCUUUUGUUAUUAAUGGUUGGUUAGAAAACUGCCUUCAGAUGGAAAGUAGUGCCAGGCCCUCGUAAAAACACUCAUAGAAAAUGACUUUUUUAAAGAUGAGGUUAUAGUCACAUCAAGCAUUUGACUUUUCCAUAAAUCAAUAAGCAUUUCGAUCUUUAAAAAAUCAGGAUUAUCCCAAAUUUAAACACCAUCAACAGAUAUUAUGUUCUGAUUUGGUCACUAACCUAUCAGUCGUAUAUGCUUGCUUAUAUGAUGCUAUAAACUGAGUUUUUAACUUGUUUUUUAUCUUGUCAGGUUAGAAAAAAGCAGAGUGAAAAAAUGAUAGUUACACGUCAAGAUAAAAUCUUGCGUUAAUCAAUGCACAAUGGAUUGAUGAAUGUGACAUAUAUGAAGAUGAAAUUCUUCAUCUCAUUCCAAAGUAAACCAUGUCAUUACAUUAACAUCACAUGUAUGGAUCCAUGGUGUACCUCAGCCUAAACUGUGUUCACUUAUCUCCCAUCCAGCCAUCGUCUCGCUCUCUGGUUUUGGAUGUCGGUGAAGAUCGUCUGGUGUUAACAGCUCGACCGUCACUCUUUCAUCUGGACAUUUUUCAUCCGUUCUUUAUAGACCAGGAGAAGAGUGUGGCACAGUACAACAACAGCACUCAGGUGUCAAACACAAACACAAACAAAAACACACAUAGUUUUUACUUUGCAAAUCACUCAAAGUGUAACACCAACAGCAAAAAGUGAAGUGGGUUUGACUCUGUGCUGUGUUUGACACAAAAGAAAGGGUCAGCCCCCCAAAAAAGCUUAACUAUGGAAAAAAAAACUCAAUCUGAGGAAAUAUUCCUUUAUGGAGGAAUAAGAAACUCUAACGGCCUUGCAUUAAGACACAUGCCUAUAGUGCAGUGGGUAUAUUUUCUUCAUUAGAGUAAAACUUUUAAAAGAACACAAAAUAAAAGAGCAGAGGCGAUACAGAAACUCGCUUUACAGCGUGUCAGUAAAGCUUAAAAAGAGUAGAGUACAGUAUUUCACCAAAUAACCAGUUAAACAAACUACUCACACAUGUCAUGUUUGUUUGUUCCUGUGUUCACAGAUCCUUACAGUCACCAUGCCUGUGGUGUCUUCAUGAGACUACACAAGUUUUCUCCAGUGAUUUAUGUCUCACUCAAAAAAGAUGCCAAAAUAAUGUGAUUUUUUUUUUCUAUUUAAAUAAAACCCAAUUUUUCACUUCUUUGUUUGUUUACUUUGGGUGAAAGAAGUCAGGGUAAACUGUUACAUUAACUGAUUGUUAAAAUGAAUAAAUACACAUAACUGCCAUGAAAAACUUGAGAAACACAAGAUACGAGAUACUUGUGCUCUAAUGAGAAGACUUGAGAGCUGAGUAAGAAAAACUCUCAUUACUGUUAUGACCUGAUGGGCCUCCUAUAAAAGCUGUAAAAUUAGAGGCUCAGUCUGAUAAUCCAAUAUCAGCAACACAGAGCCCUGACUAAAUUUUCGAAAAAAGAAAGAGAUGACAUCUUACAAAAACAAGUCAAUAAAUUUGAGUUUCAAGAGGAUUCUGCACACCUGAACUUCAUCUUUUAAAUGAGGGAACAAUUUAGUUAGGUCCACCUCUUUCUUCCUGCCUUAAACCUCCUAACACUGGUGGCUGAGAAGUGCAGCCAGAACGGUGAUCACUACAAUCUGAACCGGAUGCAUUGCAGCCUAAACUAGGAUCAGCUCGAGAUAAAGUGUGGUUACUCUCCUCUUUUUAUGUGUGGAGCUUUUCCUGUGAGCAAGAAACCUCCCCUUUCAUGGAAAAAAUGAAUGAGUGAAGCAGUCAUCCUUCUAUUUCUGGGUCUGCUAGCCUCCUCCCUCACAACUCUUUAUGUCUCUCCACCUUACUGGUACUGAUCAUACACAUCUGUUACCCUAGCUCAGCACUUAAUUUUGCGUCCAGAGGCAGAAAUGCUGUGAAUUUUCUCACGGACGGUUGAAAAUAGAAUGUUUUUGCAUAUUGUGAGUGGUACUUCUGGCAUGGAUUAUUUUAAGACUUCCUGGUUGUUUUGAAAUAGAAAAAGGGAAAUGAAUAUAUUUUAAAAAAACCUAAGGGCAAGUAGAGACAAGACUGUUAGACAUUUGAUAAGUCUCUCCUCAUGCACAAAACCACAGUGAUAUAUUAUGGAGUAAAACAAUAGCCACAGAGGAAAUCAAAGCAGGUCUAAAAAUAGAAGGGUGACUUCUUCACUUAUUCAUGUGGGGGGUGAUGUUGGGGUUCUGGUGGGACUCUCUUUCACAUAACAGCUCACUCAUUGUGUAUCAUCCCACUUAUAACCCUGUCACCAACUAAAGACACAAACAAGUUGACACUAAGUGUUAAUUCAAAGAUGUUUUUAUUGAAUUAAAAAUGAUUAAAUAUCCAGCUAAAACGCAA
Molecule: messenger RNA, 9535 nt
Organism: Xyrichtys novacula (pearly razorfish)
Lineage: Eukaryota; Metazoa; Chordata; Actinopteri; Labriformes; Labridae
Source: the annotation of a GenBank genome assembly